UCAACUUCACUCUUCUCAUCCUGCGGUGUCAUUGUCUUCUGCAUUUCUCUCAAUUUCAACAUUUUGAAAAUAUUUCUUAAAGUUAUAAAAAUCUUAGAUUAAUUAGUGAUUGUGCACUGAAUAAUUAAACAUGGCUGCUCCUGCUGCUGCUGCUCCUGAAGCAAUGAAUGUCGACGACGAGAUGGAGAAGGAAAUCCAACAAUGGUCCUCAGACGACAUGAUUAGCCGUUCCCGACUUUUAGAGAACGAGAUCCGAAUUAUGAGAAGUGAAGUGACUCGUAUUCAACACGAGUUGACCACACAACGAGACAAGAUCAGAGAAAAUACUGAAAAGAUUAAGGUCAAUAAGACGUUGCCUUACUUGGUGUCCAAUGUCAUAGAGAUUCUGGAUGUCGAUCCUCAAGAAAUGGGAGAAGAGGAUGGUGCGAAUGUGGACUUGGAUUCGCUAAGGAAAGGGAAAUGUGCUGUAAUUAAAACUUCGACACGACAAACAUAUUUUCUCCCGGUGAUUGGUCUUGUGGAUGUCGAAAAGUUGAAACCUGGCGAACUUGUUGGAGUGAACAAGGAUUCAUACUUAAUUCUGGAAAGUCUCCCAGCAGAAUAUGACGCCCGAGUGAAAGCCAUGGAAGUUGAUGAUCGACCCACGGAACAAUAUUCUGAUAUUGGUGGUCUUGAUAAACAGAUUCAAGAAUUGAUCGAGGCAGUCGUACUUCCCAUGACGCACAAAGAAAAGUUUGAAAACUUAGGAAUUCAUCCUCCAAAAGGAGUACUAUUAUAUGGACCUCCUGGAACUGGAAAGACUUUGCUGGCUCGAGCUUGUGCUGCUCAAACGAAAUCAACAUUUUUAAAGUUAGCAGGACCCCAGCUCGUGCAAAUGUUUAUUGGUGACGGUGCAAAAUUGGUUCGAGAUGCAUUCGCCUUGGCAAAGGAGAAGGCUCCAGCCAUCAUCUUUAUCGACGAACUUGACGCCAUCGGUACAAAGCGAUUCGACUCUGAGAGAGCCGGGGAUCGUGAAGUGCAAAGAACUAUGUUGGAGUUGUUGAAUCAAUUAGAUGGAUUCUCAUCUAAUGCUGACAUUAAAGUCAUCGCGGCCACAAAUCGUGUCGACAUUUUAGAUCCUGCACUCUUACGAUCUGGACGUUUAGAUAGAAAGAUUGAGUUUCCACAUCCAAAUGAAGAAGCUCGGGCUAGAAUUAUGCAAAUUCACUCCAGAAAAAUGAACGUUUCUCCGGAAGUCAACUUUGAAGAGUUGUCCCGUUCCACGGAUGAUUUCAAUGGAGCUCAGUGCAAAGCUGUUUGUGUUGAGGCUGGUAUGAUCGCUCUCCGAAGAAACGCUACGGUUGUCACUCAUGAAGAUUUUUCUGAUGCGAUUAUGGAAGUGCAAGCUAAGAAGAAGACUAAUUUAUACUACUACGCCUAGCCUUUUUGUAAAUCUAAUUUCUAUUUUAUAUUUGCACAUCAUCACCAUUAUUUAUCAUCAACUAAAUUGUGUAACAUGAAAUACAAAAUGUAAAAUUGUUUGGAUACAAACGUAACUUCUAAUCUAAAAUUUUAUAAAAUUAUAUUGCGUGGUUGUUGGAUGGAAUAAAUGAAUUGAGAGUAAGAUACGUAGAAAAUGUAA
This is a messenger RNA of Folsomia candida, 1621 nucleotides long. RefSeq names its product 26S proteasome regulatory subunit 6A-B (gene Rpt5). Gene Ontology annotation, cellular component: proteasome regulatory particle, base subcomplex. NCBI's taxonomy places the organism in Eukaryota, Metazoa, Arthropoda, Collembola, Entomobryomorpha, Isotomidae. Bases 131 to 1420 code for a protein of 429 amino acids. Gene Ontology annotation, biological process: proteasome-mediated ubiquitin-dependent protein catabolic process. Gene Ontology annotation, molecular function: ATP binding; proteasome-activating activity; ATP hydrolysis activity. The transcript is spliced from 6 exons. The record is from RefSeq and is a predicted model, not a curated record.